This is a messenger RNA of Panicum hallii, 2073 nucleotides long. Its product is annotated as enoyl-[acyl-carrier-protein] reductase [NADH] 2, chloroplastic. Lineage: Eukaryota; Viridiplantae; Streptophyta; Magnoliopsida; Poales; Poaceae. Gene Ontology annotation, biological process: fatty acid biosynthetic process. The record is from RefSeq and is a predicted model, not a curated record. Gene Ontology annotation, molecular function: enoyl-[acyl-carrier-protein] reductase (NADH) activity. The transcript has 12 exons. Bases 568 to 1815 code for a protein of 415 amino acids.
GUCGAUACCCAGGCUUAUCCCCUUCCCUCCCCUCCCCGCCUCCCCGCGAGAUCGGUGUGCAGGCGUGCCAGCGCCUCCACCCGUCUGACGGUGACGGCCUGACGAGCGAUGCGCUGGGCAGGCCUCAGUCGGCACGAGUUCCUCUCAGCCGGGCGCCCCUAGCAGCUCACGGCCCGACCAUCUGGCAGGUAGCCGGCGGCGGAGCAGCAGUGCCUUCUCCUCGACGGGCAACACGCCCACACGGCAACAAGGCCCGCUCCUUCGGCACCGCAACCCAUCUCCUCCCUUCGCUCCCCCAGCGCCCGCCGCUCUCCACGCGGUCGGCCCGCGCGCCGCCCUCCACGCUCCCCUGCCCAGCUGCAGCUCGAGUCCGGCUGGUGCGGCAGCACCCUCCCUUCCCACGGCUUCUCUGUUCUUUCUCUCGGCCUCGGUCUUCCUUUCCUAGCGGCGACGAAAGGGCGAGUUGCGCUGCCCAUUGUUCGUCGAGCGACGGGCGCUUCGCCGGCGACGAACAUCCGACAGGGUUUGUUCUCAUUGCAGUUGGCCCUUUUUCCUUCAUAAAGGACAAUGGGAGCAUCCGUGGCAACUGGUAUGCAGAUGCUGGCCGUGCGCCCAUGCAUCCCAGCCUGCAAACAGGUGCUUGGUUCGACAUCAGCGCUAUCUGCAUUUGGAAGGGCACUUAGUACCAGAACUGGCUUUGCCAGCUGUUCCAAACCCACAUCAGUGGGGCCAAUGACUUCUUCAAAUUGUAAGAGGGUUAUUGUGAGGGCAAUGUCUCAGAGAGGUUCCCAAGGGCUUCCCAUUGAUCUCACAGGCAAAAGAGCAUUUAUUGCUGGAGUUGCUGAUGAUAAUGGUUAUGGUUGGGCAAUUGCUAAGGCUCUUGCUGCAGCUGGUGCUGAGAUUCUUGUUGGUACAUGGGUGCCUGCGUUGAACAUAUUUGAGACAAGCUUGAGACGUGGAAAGUUUGACGAAUCACGGAAGCUCCCUGAUGGAUCUCUUAUGGAGAUCGCUAAAGUAUAUCCACUGGAUGCAGUUUAUGACACUCCUGAGGAUGUUCCUGAAGAUGUAAUGCUCAUCGUUUAUGAUGUCUUCGUUGUCAUUUCCCUUUCAUGCUUUAUGAGCCUUUUGUUCAUGUUGCAGGUUAAAACCAACAAAAGAUAUGCUGGAGCUUCAAACUGGACUGUUAAGGAAGUUGCUGAAACUGUGAAGAAUGAUUUUGGCAGCAUUGACAUCCUCGUGCACUCUCUUGCUAAUGGUCCCGAAGUAACAAAGCCUCUGUUGGAGACAUCAAGGAGAGGAUAUCUUGCUGCAAUUUCAGCAUCUAGUUAUUCCUUUGUUUCUUUACUUCAACACUUCCUUCCCAUAAUGAAUCCAGGAGGUGCUAGUAUCUCCUUGACCUACAUAGCUUCUGAGAGGAUAAUUCCGGGCUAUGGUGGUGGUAUGAGUUCAGCAAAAGCAGCACUCGAGAGUGAUACAAGAGUUCUUGCGUACGAAGCAGGUCGAAAAGGCAAAAUCAGAGUAAACACAAUAUCAGCAGGUCCACUGGGAAGCCGGGCUGCGAAAGCUAUCGGAUUCAUCGAGAAGAUGAUAGAGUAUUCCUAUGUCAAUGCACCACUGCAAAAGGAGCUAUUGGCAGCGCCAUUACCUACUCGACAGCUGAAGUUGGGAACACAGCAGCAUUCCUCGUGUCUCCGUUGGCGUCUGCAGUCACUGGCUCGACUAUCUACGUUGACAAUGGGCUCAACACAAUGGGACUUGCACUUGACAGCCCUACUUUAUCCACAUAAGAGGCCCUCGGCUUUGGAAUUAGUUUAAAGGACGGUAGAUUUUGCAGGAAAUUGAGUUUAGGCUUUGGAAUUAGUUUAGAGGAUGGUAGAUUUUGCAGGAAAUUGAGUUUAUUGUUUGCAUUAAUUUGAACUAUCAGUUGCCAUUCGGGAAUAGAAUUGUAGGAUGCAGUUUAUGGGUCCAUUGUAAUGCUAGGGUUUAUUUUUUUCAGGGAACUGAGCUAUCUUUGCUGUCUUCAGCAUCCGUUCGUGCAAGUAAAUCGUCCAAGGUCUGGACCUUUGUGGUAAA